Ceratina calcarata is the source of this 1964-nucleotide messenger RNA. RefSeq names its product Calcium/calmodulin-dependent protein kinase I (gene CaMKI). The coding region runs from base 751 to 1878 and encodes 375 amino acids. The record is from RefSeq and is a predicted model, not a curated record. Gene Ontology annotation, molecular function: ATP binding; protein kinase activity. The transcript has 8 exons. Gene Ontology annotation, biological process: protein phosphorylation. NCBI's taxonomy places the organism in Eukaryota, Metazoa, Arthropoda, Insecta, Hymenoptera, Apidae.
GAUCGGAAAGCGGCGUGUGGUGUGAGACGCCGAGAGUCGCGGAUAGUGCAGCAGGUGCACCAUGAUCUGUCCGAAUGUCGGUGCGCGCUUAUCGGAAACAAUAAGACGGAGCAACACCUGUUUCGUGCGAUAAAGCGAGAUCUAGGAGCUCCGAGGAGCGGUGCGGGUGGCAUUCUGGCAUUAUCUGCUGCAAUAACACUAGCGAGGGCGCGAGGCCGCGACCCUGAGCCCGAUACGCUUUCAUAAAACGUUUCGGUAGCGGUAACGAAAUAGUGCGGCGGAACGGAUACGUGUCAAACUCGGUCCACGGAUAAGCGCCAAGUGGAGCAUCGUAGUGCACGGCUAUCUGCUAUCGUUUACAUUCGCGGAAAGGUCGAGAGUUCAUGAUCAUUAUUGCUGCUUUGAAACGAUGAUCUUACGAAGCGUUUGACGACGAUCUUUUUUUUUUUCUCCUCUUUGCCUGAUUAUCACUGCCGAACGAUCAAAAACUAUACUAAACCCAUAGUGGACGGGACGACGAAUUUUUCAACUUUUCUCUUUCUCCUCUCUCUCUCUCUGUCUCUCUUCCUCUCACUCUCUCUCUCUUUCUCCCUUUCUCCCUUCUCCACGUAUUUAUCGGAUUAUUUGGCUGACGAACGGAUAACCCAUCCAGGAUCGGCGUUAAGGAAGAAUUUGAGACACUCGAAGAUAGGGUUUUCGCGAGACCGUGCGUGAUUUGUUGUUAAUCGUGAUAAAUACUUGAAUAUAAAGAUGCCACUAUUCGGUAAGAAGGAUUCGAACAAGAAGAUCAAGAAGGACGGAAAAGAUGAUAAAUCGCCGCUCGUCGAGGACAAGUAUACCCUCAAUAGAUUACUUGGAACGGGUGCUUUCUCUGAAGUACGCCAGGCAGAAAGCAAAGACAAACCGGGUCAAAUGUAUGCCAUCAAAAUCAUUGACAAGAAAGCGUUGAAAGGGAAGGAAGACUCGUUAGAAAAUGAAAUUAGAGUGCUGAGAAGGUUACAACAUCCCAACAUUGUUCAGUUACUGGAAACAUUCGAGGACAAACACAAGGUGUACCUAGUUAUGGAAUUGGUCACUGGUGGUGAACUGUUUGACAGAAUUGUUCAGAAAGGUUCCUACACAGAGAAAGAUGCAUCGGGUUUGAUAAAACAAGUUCUAGAAGCUGUGGACUAUAUGCACGACCAGGGUGUCGUGCAUAGAGAUCUCAAACCUGAAAAUCUUUUAUACUAUAGUCCUGACGAAGACAGCAAGAUCAUGAUAAGUGAUUUCGGUCUGUCGAAAACGGAAGAUUCUGGUAUCAUGGCAACUGCUUGUGGCACUCCAGGAUACGUGGCUCCAGAAGUCUUGGCACAGAAACCGUAUGGGAAGGCUGUCGACGUGUGGAGCAUAGGAGUCAUCUCUUACAUCUUGUUGUGCGGCUAUCCACCAUUUUACGACGAGAACGAUGCGAACCUGUUUGCACAAAUCUUGAAAGGUGAAUUUGAAUUUGAUGCGCCGUACUGGGACAACAUCAGUGACUCGGCCAAGGAUUUCAUUCACAAGCUGAUGUGCGUCAACGUCGAGGAACGCUAUACGUGCAAGCAAGCCCUUGGUCACCCUUGGAUAUCCGGCAACGCGGCUAGCAAUAUAGACAUCCACGGUACUGUAUCGGAACAACUUAAAAAGAAUUUCGCCAAAUCAAGGUGGAAGCAAGCCUUCAACGCGACCGCGGUCGUACGGCAAAUGCAACGACUGGCGUUCAACAGCAGCGGCCAGCAACAACAGGAGCAAGGAAUGACAGGCCCCUCCAGCGGCAACCCCAUGCCUUACCCCGAUCAAUCGCAAUCCAACCCCACCAGUCACCAACAACCCAGACCAGUGGAGCCUCGAGCCAAUUGAAGGAGACACGCGAGCCACCGGUGCCGGUCGCAAGCUUGGUGGCCUCGAAUCCUCCAGCUCCCAUUCCGAUCACUACUCCGACAAAC